AUGGGCCGCGAGUUUGGGAAUCUGACGCGGAUGCGGCAUGUGAUCAGCUACAGCUUGUCACCUUUCGAGCAGCGCGUCUAUCCGCACGUCUUCACUAAAGGAAUCCCCAACGUUCUGCGCCGCAUUCGGGAGUCUUUCUUUCGCGUGGUGCCGCAGUUUGUAGUGUUUUAUCUUAUCUACACAUGGGGGACUGAAGAGUUCGAGAAAUCCAAGAGGAAGAAUCCAGCUGCCUAUGAAAAUGACAAAUGAGCAACGCAUCCGGAUGACGGUUCCCUGUCUCUGAAAGACCUCUCUGGAAGAGGAGUCUGCACUGUAGUGUCUCAAAGACACAAUAAACUUCCUAUGGUCUGCA
Symphalangus syndactylus (siamang) is the source of this 352-nucleotide messenger RNA. It is a transcript of the gene UQCRQ, whose product is annotated as ubiquinol-cytochrome c reductase complex III subunit VII. Gene Ontology annotation, cellular component: respiratory chain complex III. Lineage: Eukaryota; Metazoa; Chordata; Mammalia; Primates; Hylobatidae. Gene Ontology annotation, biological process: mitochondrial electron transport, ubiquinol to cytochrome c. The record is from RefSeq and is a predicted model, not a curated record.